Molecule: messenger RNA, 1603 nt
Organism: Oryzias latipes (Japanese medaka)
Lineage: Eukaryota; Metazoa; Chordata; Actinopteri; Beloniformes; Adrianichthyidae
Gene: rbm18
Product: RNA binding motif protein 18
Molecular function (GO): RNA binding
Source: RefSeq, a predicted model, not a curated record
UGUUGUUUUUAUGUAGCAGGUAACAUUUUUCUUUAACCUAUCUUACUCUACAACAGUUAGCUACGCCAACGUGUACUCGUGAAAUGAGUACGAUUACUUAUUAACGAUUGUUUUUCAUCCCAGAAGUGGGAUUUUUUUUUUAUAUUGUUGCGCUUUCGGAGUCGCCGCUGAAGAAGAGGAGGUUUACAAAAAGAGCACACAUGUCAUCUGCGGCAGAAACGGUGGAAAAUGCCUCUAUUAUCUCUGAGAACACAGCACAUGAUGGAAAUCGCUUGUGGAUAGGGAACAUUGAUCCCAAAAUCACAGAAUAUCACCUAAUAAAGUUAUUGGAGAGGUUUGGCCAAGUUAAGCAGUUUGACUUCCUGUUUCAUAAGUCUGGGCCUUUGGAGGGGCAGCCGCGGGGCUACUGCUUUGUCAACUUCAGCACCAGAGAGGAGGCAGAGAGAGCGAUCCAGUGCUUAAACGGAAAACUCGCCUUGUCCAAAAAGCUUGUUGUUCGCUGGGCACACGCUCAGAAGUUUGAAGGUUUCCGUAAUGACAAGACGAUGCCUUCGAGCCUGGAACCGUCCAGCAGUGGUUCAACAGAGGCAGGAUCCAUAACCACCAACUACCUCAGCACAAGUGCUAAGAUACGUGCCAUCGAGGCCAAGCUGCAGAUGAUGGAGCAGAACCCAGACGACACCAGUUUUUCAGGCCCGCCUGCUUACAUUUACAACAAGCCGCCCGAGAAGAAGCGCUGGGAGCCCUACUCCAAAUCCCACCACAGUCACCAGGGCCGGCCCUUCCGCAGAUUUAGGAGAUGACCCGUCCUCUCCCCGAUUCUGGAGUCCUCCCUGCCUCCCAGUCUGUACUCCUCGGCUUCCCCAUAGACUGUCAUGGUUCUAGACCCCACACGACCUCCUUCUGGAAGACUUUAGCAUCUGAGCAAAACUGUGAUGGCGGCGAAGCACAGAUCAGCUGGUUUCAGUUGAACGCGGGACCCAUGCUGGACUGCUAUAAGGGUGUCAGUCUUCUUUGUAUGCAAGUUAUUUAUGUACGUAUGAGCCAAACCAUACACAUCUGGAAGAUUUGAUGUUCAGGUCAUGUUAAUAAAUUAAAAAUAGAUGUGUGUGAUUUUUGAGGCUUUGAUUUUUUUUUUCCUUCUAUAGUUUCAAGAUGUCACUUCUUUUUAUUAGUACAGUUUAGGUUUAAAAAAAAACGGAAGCCACUUAGUGUCACUUUUUUGUGGUUACAUUAAAGUGUACUUGUGUGUGUCUUUGGAUUCCUGACUUUUUUUUUUUAUAUUUUCUUGGAUUCAGAUUUAAGUAACUGUACAGAAUGGUGUAUAUAUUUUUGUUUCCUUCGACUUUUCAAUUUUUUGCUGAAAUAAUUAAAUAACUGCAUCUUUGUUUAUUGUUUUUUACAACUGCUGUAAUCCAACAAAAGUAUUAACAUAUUAUUUUUGGUUGAUUUUUUUUUUUUUUUUUUUUUUUUUUUUUUUUUGUGUAAUACCUGAGACUUCUUUUCUAUAAGCAGGUUCAAUUGGGCAAUUAGAUUAUGCUGCUCAUCAGUCCGAUGCAUAAAAAAACAAAAAAGUGGCUUGAAAUAAAACAUUUAAAAACUA